GGAUUAUCGUUGAUAUCGAUAACAAUACAUUGCUUCGUGACGUGUAUCACUUUGUUGUUUAGUUUAGGAAACUAUAUUCGCAAAUUUAGCUUAAAUUAAAUCGAAGAUGUCUCAGUUUGGAGGACCAAACGAUUUCUACAGCUCCGGCCCAGCGGCCGAUGCCAGCUACAACUUUGAUAUGCCCGAGUUUGGCCAGGAACUGAAUUUCGGAAACUUUGACAACACACAGCCCUCGGUGCCCCCUAACUAUGAUAACUAUGCUCAGCCACCAGCCCAGGGAUUGGGCGGCUUCUAUGAUCCUACGGCGUAUUCAGACACAAGCUAUGGUCAAGACAAAAGUGGGAAACAAGGCGGCGGAGGAGGAGCCGGCACAGAAUUCGACGAUGAACCACCUCUCUUGGAGGAACUCGGCAUAAACCCGAAUCAUAUUUUCCAAAAGACUCUGGCCGUGCUAAAUCCGCUGCGCGGCACCGACCAGCAAAUUCUGCAGGACACUGACAUGGCUGGACCGCUGGUAUUUUGCCUCACACUCGGAGGCUUCCUGUUACUGCAAGGAAAGGUGACUUUCUCGUACAUCUACGGAAUCGGUGUAAUGGGAUGCAUCUUCUUCUAUUGCCUGCUGUCCCUGAUGGUCACCCGGUCGCAGGUAACUUUCGGGGCGGUGGCCUCCGUCCUCGGGUAUUGUCUGCUGCCUAUGGUGGUGCUCUCAGGCAUCAACAUUUUAAUCACCAUUCAGGGCACACUCGGCCUAAUUGUGAGCGGCAUCUCCAUAUUCUGGUGCGCCAUAUCGGCCUCGAAACUGUUCGCCACCGCCUUCUCCAUGGACCAUCAACAGCUGCUGAUUGCCUAUCCGUGCGCGGUGCUCUACGGAGGAUUUGCGUUGAUUACCAUUUACUAGGGCCACGGGCUGCCGAUGGCGAUGGCGAUUCAACGUACAGAUCCAGGACAGAUACCCUAACCCCUCUCGCCUACUGUUAUUGUGUUUGCAUGGUUUUAAUUGUCCUGCAAAUACACAUACACAUAGCCACACACACACACAUACCCAGCGUUUGCAACACAACAAAUUCACAGAGAAGAGAAGAACAUGGAGCCUCGAGGAGAGACUUGCAAACAGGGAUAUGAAUAUUUUGAAGAAAAUAAGCGCCGAUUGGAAAUUUGUUUUAUACAUUCGCCUCUUCUCUGUAAUAAAUUUGAUUGCGAAUAAAAAAAAUGGUUAACAAA
This is a messenger RNA of Drosophila ananassae, 1221 nucleotides long. It is a transcript of the gene Yip1d1, whose product is annotated as protein YIPF5. The transcript has 6 exons. Lineage: Eukaryota; Metazoa; Arthropoda; Insecta; Diptera; Drosophilidae. The record is from RefSeq and is a predicted model, not a curated record. Bases 107 to 898 code for a protein of 263 amino acids. Gene Ontology annotation, biological process: vesicle fusion with Golgi apparatus; endoplasmic reticulum to Golgi vesicle-mediated transport. Gene Ontology annotation, cellular component: trans-Golgi network; membrane.